UUUACUGCUCGGGGCCGAAUUGCACUUUAUGACGUAGCAAUACGGGAGGGCUCAUUCCUUCCACUUAAACCUUCUGACACGGAAUAGUUAUUAUUGAGAUAAAUUUGUACUCCGCUCCCUUUGGAUUAGGGGGAAAUGCCGCCGAUAAUAAUUCACAAUUUUGCAACUGUUUUUAUUCGCCGACACGUCUGCGACUCGACGAAUCACUAUAUGGCCUCACCCGUUUACGUCAGAAUCCGACGGAACGUAAAUGUUUGCAAGAGUCGAAAGGAAAACAAAUUUCAAUUCAAUCCAGAUUCGUGGCAACAUACACUUUCUUGACGACGAACAGAUAAUCCAUCCUGUCGGCCGAGUCAUCGUCGUCGAUAACAUCAACACCAACCAACAGAGCUACAUACGACUUCCUGAAACUGGGAAAACCAUCACAAUCAUGUGCAUGUCGCCCAAUAGAAAGCAUUUGGCUGUGGCAGAAAAAUCAGCCAGGCCGACAAUAUCGGUGUUUUGCAUGAUGACAAAGAGACGGAUCAAAGUACUCAACAAUCCAAUCGAAGGCUGCACGUCAGAUUAUUUCGCAGACAUAUGUUUUACCUGCGACAACAAGACGCUCGUCGCCAUGGCCGGGGAGCCGGACUGGCUUCUGCUUUUUUACGACUGGGAAAGAGGAGUGGUAGACAACGACACGAAGGCGCUUUCGAAGAAAAGCAAAACCAUCAUCCACCAGAUCUGUUGUCACCCAUCGGACAAAAACAUAAUUGUCCUCGUGGGAAAUGAAGUUUUCCGUAUGAUGAAUUGCGUUGAAAAUAAUUGGCAGCAGUACGGAUACAGAAGAACUGAGAGUGUCGUAAUAACAAAAGUCUGUUGGAUUUCUUCAAUCUACGCCAUAGCUGGAACGAAAGACGGAAGGCUGCUGGCGAUGGAAUACGGUGAUCUCAAAGGUGUUUACAGGGCUGCGGGAAUUAAUGAAAUCGAUCUCAAAAUCCAAGAAGAGUUUGAAACAAAGCAAAUUACCGAAGCAAUUGACCUUACAAAACAUGACUUAAGUGGAGCCCAUGAAGUGAGAGCUUUGACAGCCUAUGGUUAUGGAUUUGCAUACUCCUGCUCGGUCGGAUCGGUGAUCGUUUUCGAAAAGGUUGAAAAAACAACCUACAACACAAAAUGGUUUAAAAGAGGAACUUAUCUUGCUGGAGGGCACUCAAUUGGCAACUUAGACUUGAAUUUAAUAGACGUGGUUCAAGAAAUAACAGUGAGCCCAGAUGAGAAAACGCUACUUUGCACUACCCUUCGAAAUGAAAUAUUCUACGGACCUUUACAAGACUUAAAUACCUGGAAAGAAAAGCCAAUAGUGCCUUUGAAUAAGUUGUUUAAUGGUAUGCAUCAAGGACCUAUAGCUACUGUAUCUUCGGCAGUUUGGAAGACCUUGUUCGUCUCUGUAGGCCUGGUAGACAGAACUGCCAUCAUAUGGGACUACAAAACCAGAGAGAUGCAAUUUCACAAAGAAUUCCAAGACGAAAUAUAUAGCGCUACGAUGCAUCCAACAGGUUUUUACUGUUUAAUCGGGUUCACGGACAAACUGAAAUUGCUCGUCAUAUUCAUAGACAACAUGAAAACAAUCAGGCAUGCUGAUAUUAAAGCUUGCCCCCUUGUGGAGUUUUCAUGCGGCGGGCAUCUUUUCGGGGCUGUGAACGGCGUUUACAUCGAAGUCUAUUCGGCGAUAACUUUUCUCCAGCUUCAUGUCUUAAAAGGACAUGUCGGUCCUAUUUGUGCCCUACGAUUCUUAAGAGGAGAUUUCUACAUGUACUCUUGUGGACAAGAAGGAUCAGUAUAUAAAUGGGAUUUGUACAAGGGUACACGCGACAUGGACCUGUUCACUCGGGAAAAUGGAAAUUUCGACAUAACCGCUUCUAAAGAUGGAAAUUUGGUUUACAUAGUCGGCACAGAUGGAACCCUCAAAGAAUUGUGUAACGGAGAAGUAGAAAGGAGUUUCAACUUGCAUCAGUGGUCAUUAUAUACAGUAGCCCUUGCGAAUUCCAACGACAUGAUGUUCGUCGCUGGUGAAAAUGGCGCCGUACUUUCAAUUGCUUAUCCAAUUUCGACGAAAAUCUAUUGCGAAGAGUACAUAAUGCACACGAGUCCUGUCAAAAAGGUGAUCGUUACUCAUCGUGAAAUCACCCUAUUAUCGAUAAGCGAAGAUGGAGCCUUGUGCAUGUGGGAAAUUGUCCACCCAGAUCAAUCUGACGUAAAACAGGACGACUACAAAUUUUUGACGGAAAUCAUGGUCAAUUUAGAAGAAUGGAAGGAAAACAAAAAAAAACUACAAGGUAUGAAAACGAGACUGGACGAGAUAGACGAAGAAAAUGAGUACAUCAUGAGACAAGUUGUCGCCACCCAUGAAAUCGGGCUUAAAGAAAUUCAUCGCAACUACAGUACAACAAUAACCGACCUUCAAAACAAAAUAAAGUUACUUGAAAAAUCCCAUUUAAAAGAAAUCGGCGAAUGCAACUCUGUCAUCACUUUGAAUAACCAAAAAUUCGCCAAUGAUUUAGAUGAACUUGAGAAGGUCUAUGGUGCUAAAGUAGCAGAAGAGUCCAACAGGAGUCAAAAUAUGCUAAUGGCGACUAAAAAGUUUAUGAAAGACUAUUGGAGUAAACUACAAUUGUUGGAGAAAUCAUCACAAGAAGCAAUGGAAAUGCUAGCGAGUCGAAAAAACAGGAUUAUAUUAGAUAAAAUCAAAGAGAUUUAUGAAAUGAAGAGCAAAAUAUAUGAGUUAAAAGCUGCCCAUACGAGCAUGAAAGAACAGAUUGAAAAUGAUUGCGACAAAGAGAUCAAUGAGAUCAGGGCCAACUAUGAAAUAAAGUUAUCCAAACAGGAAGAAAUAAACAUUAAGCUCUCAAGUGAAAAUGGGCUUAUAAUGAAGCGCAGCAAUUUAUUAGAAGACAAAAUAGCCAACAACCUCCAAAUAAUAGCCAAUCUCCAGUGUGAGAAGGACAGUCUACUAAAUGUAAUUAAGGAUUUAAACAGGGAAAUUCAUAACUUGAAACUAGAAGUGGCAGAGAGGGAAUGGGUUAUACAGAAAAAAGAUGAAUUAGUUGUCCAAGCAAACAGAAACAGAGAAGACUUUCUUAAGGAAAAAUAUGUCAGAGACAUCAGAAUUGAUACUCUCAAAGAGAAGCUUGAACCUCUUGAAAUACGUUAUAAAAGAAUGGUUGAUCUUUACAACGAGUUAGAGAUUGAGUUAGACAAGAAAAACUCUAUUAUUGUUCAACUGAAAAAAAUUGGUGAAGGCAUGACCAAAAGAUGCCUGGGGCUGAGCAAAGAGCUAAAAAUACUGAGGGAGAGGAGAGACGAUGCUGUCCACUUACUCAAGAAGAUGAAGAGCGCCAUUCAUACCUGCGCAGCUGUCGCUUUUGAACCCAAACUUCUCAAUGAAAGUGUACUGAAAAUGUAUCAGACAUAUGUCUCUACUGAGACCGAAGAGGAUAUUAGAAGGGAGAUAAAAACAAACGCUGAAUUCAUGUACCAACGGAAACAUUUGGAAGCAACAGUGAAACAUUUGAAAGCCCUUUUAAAUAAAAAACCACGGUUAGUUGUUUACCCUAAAAGGCAAUCACCAAAAGAAAACAAUUACGUGGCUAAACUUUUAUCAGAAAUUGACUGGCUCAAAUACAAAUUGAAACGUAUGAAUGAAAAAGCGCACCUUUUGGAAAAACUGGCUGGUAUAAAGCACGGUGAUCAAAAGUAUCUGAGGGCCAAAGAACGUUUUGAAAAUGCCAUCAAGACGAGUCAUGGUAUGAAGGAGAAACAUGUGGAACAAUGGGAUUUUAAAUUGGCAGUCAAUCUCUUAUUAAGAGAGCUUGAAAUCCAGCACAAGAUAAGCAUUGAAGAACUGCAAAACAGAAUUAACACAACUUUUGGUGACGACAUUGGCAAAAGAUUUAACAGGGCGUUACGAAAUAGAGGUCUGACUGUAUUAGAAAAACAUAUUAUGGAUUUACACUCCGAUGAUGAUGAUGACGAAGAAGAAGAACAAGAUCAGCCUAGUGUUGAAUAAAAUGCUGAGUUAAUUUUUAAGAUUAUAUUUGUACAAUAUCCACACUAUGUACUUAUGUACAAUAAAAGUGUUUGUAUUUUUUAUAUUUAUUAACAAUCUUAAAAUAAUAUAAGGGUUGAGGUUAAAAGGAAUUGCCCUCUUUAUGACCUUGCGAACCAUGACCAAUAUUGUGCAAUCUCCAUCAUUGCCUCUUUGUCAGGAUAAAUCACACAUGAUCCGCUGUUUCUUCAUGACAAUUGCACAGGUUUUUCUGAUAUUUUGCAGGUUAGGUAGGGUUUCAGGAUCAGGGAUGAUUUGUAUAAGUUAGAUUAAAGGGUUAAAUGUUAAAAGAAGGAACCUCUUUAUGAAUUUGCGCACCGCUACCAAUAUUGGCCUUUUGUGCAAUCACCAUCAUUGUUUUGAGAAUGAAACUUUUUUACCAGAUCACAAAGCAUUGGUAUGGGCUUCCACUACUUCAGGCCUG
This is a messenger RNA of Cimex lectularius (bed bug), 4511 nucleotides long. RefSeq names its product cilia- and flagella-associated protein 57-like. The record is from RefSeq and is a predicted model, not a curated record. The coding region runs from base 251 to 4048 and encodes 1265 amino acids. The transcript is spliced from 20 exons. Lineage: Eukaryota; Metazoa; Arthropoda; Insecta; Hemiptera; Cimicidae. Gene Ontology annotation, molecular function: protein binding.